Messenger RNA from Manduca sexta (tobacco hornworm), 2483 nucleotides. It is a transcript of the gene Ucp4A, whose product is annotated as mitochondrial uncoupling protein 4. The transcript is spliced from 7 exons. NCBI's taxonomy places the organism in Eukaryota, Metazoa, Arthropoda, Insecta, Lepidoptera, Sphingidae. The record is from RefSeq and is a predicted model, not a curated record. Gene Ontology annotation, biological process: response to cold. Bases 296 to 1246 code for a protein of 316 amino acids.
GAUGUGAGUCGGACGCGAGCCAUCCUUUCCAAGAGCUCGCGCCACGAGCCGCGGCAUUGCUACCGCGAAUUUGGGCCAAGCGCAAACACCCCUCCCUCGCCCACUUACGUGUUUUGCAUAUCGCUGUCUUUGUCUCACAGUUCGCAAGUCCUUUAUGUAAUAAGUUCAAUGUUUACAUUGUGAUUGUAAUCAGGUGAUGAAUGAAAACAUUAGUUUCGAUAGCGAUCUCGUGUUCAGCGUAACGUCGGCGUGGAUAUUAUGGGCUUAAAAGUCGCCUGUAGGUGACUAGACUACAAUGCCGGUACUACACAACGCUGAUAAUCCUGCGUCCAAAGUUACUGACUCGACUGUAGCGCGGUAUGGUGUCGCCGUGCUGGGCUCGUGGGCGGCGGAGGCAGCGACAUACCCGUUCGACUUGACCAAGACGAGGCUGCAGAUACAAUCGGAGGUGGCCGCCGCCAAGCAUGGUUUCAAGUUGGAAAACCAUGGCAUGAUAAAGACAGCAGUGGGCAUCGCGCGACAGGAGGGCGUGUUGAAGUUAUGGAGCGGCCUGAUGCCGAUGUUCCAACGGCACGCGAUCUACUCCGGCUGCCGGCUUAUAUUCUACGAGCAUUUUAGGAACAUGUUCAAGGAUGAACAUGGGAAGGUGUCGCUCGGAAUCGCUUCUUUGGGCGGACUGGCGGCGGGCUCAUUGGCGCAGUUUAUCGCGUCUCCCACUGACCUCGUGAAGGUUCAGAUGCAGGCUGAAGGAAGGAACAUUCUGCAGGGCAAGGCGCCCAGGUUCGCCAACUGCAGACAGGCGUACGCCAUGCUGUAUGCUGAGAGUGGGAUUUUAGGGUUUUGGAGGGGCGCCGUACCAAAUGUCCAACGAGCAGCUCUCGUCAACAUGGGAGACUUAGCAGCAUACGACUACACCAAGCAGUACUUGAUGAAAGAGUUCGGCAUGGCGGACAACGCCUUGGUCCACGCAGCCGCCGCGUUCACUGCGGGAUUCGUGGCUGCUGUUUUAGGAACUCCUGCUGACGUGAUGAAGACCAGGCUCAUGAACCAGCCUGUUGGACCUGAUGGGAGGGGUACAUUGUAUCGCGGCAUGAUAGAUUGCCUCCAACAAUCCGUGAAAAACGAAGGGGUGUUGUCAUUGUACAAAGGAUUUUUGCCGUUGUGGAUGCGCCUCGGGCCGUGGGCUCUGAUCAACUGGAUAGCGUUUGAAAACAUAAUGUUGGCGAUCGGAGGGAAGACUUUUUAGCACUACGUAGACCAUUACACUGCCGUCCGGAAUUAAAUGCUGUCUGAGCAUAGAUUAAAAAUGGCUUCUGUGAUGCACAUUAUCUGUCAUGCAGCAAUUUGUUUUUAGCAAGUAUUUUAUAGCCCAUGCUUGUGAGGUGCGCGUUCAACGCGUGCUUCCAUCUGUCAACACGUUCGUUUGUCGCCUUUCACAAUAUUGUGUACAGGACCAUGGUCAAUUGUUUAUUUGCGCUAAAAUAAUUUAUUUAUGUUGACAUAAAAUAGUGGGAAUUAAUUUAUGGGAAUUCGUUGAACGAAUUGAUGAUCAUCAAGUUAUUUAUAUUUUUAAGAUUUAAUUUUCGGAUAUAAUCUGUACAUAGCGAAUAUGAGAUCUAUUGGCUAAAAUAGCUAAGAUUAUUCAUGGGCGUAGCUAGAAUAAUAAAGGGUGGCUUGUGUCUGACACAAAUAAAGCGACUUCUAUGUCAUUAUGCAGAUUUGAUAAAUCUCAGGUCCUCAAUAUCCUGAGGGUGCGUAUCCCUCAAUUCUAGGAUAACCAUGGUUCUAGCUUCAAAGCUUGGUCCUUUGGUUGGUUACAUACUUAUGUAUAUAAACGAAACUAUUUUUAUUUUAAUGUUUGACUCACAAGUGUGUAAAGAAAAAAAAAAUCGAUCGAUGACUAAACGACCAAAAUUAAGGUAUCUAAUAUUUUUAUUUAUUUCUAUUUAUUAUUAAGGUCAUCGUGCAAUGAAUAAUGAUUAACCAACCGUAAUCAAGAAUUUUAUUUUUCUAAGUAGCGAAAUAUUAAAAUAAGGCUUUAUGGCAACUAAUAAGAGGUAAGCGCACAUAUAUAAAAAUACAAUUAUGUAUAAUGAUGUUGCUUCUAACUAUGGUUUCUUCUGGGUUCCUAGGUAAUGGAAAUCGUCAAGUCUUGAAGGCUUAUUUUCUUAUGACCGAUUUCUAUAAUAUAAACGUUCUUCAUGACUACUGUCGGAUCCAUGGACCAAUCAGGAGAAAAAUUGGUAGAUACCAUUACAAAUGAGUUAUUUUUAUGGGUUACUAGUUGACCCUACAGACGUUGUCCUGUCUUAACUAUGUAUGCACGCGCGCAUUCUGUCGAUCGCUGACAGUUAUUUCAAACCAUUGACAAUUAUGUAAAAUUAAUAUAGUCGUUAAGUUUUCUUAAUUUUUUAAUUUUCCGUGCAAUUUUUUGUUUUUUUUCUUUCAUAAGAAUCUUCUCCUGACAACAAACACAACAAAAA